Mesocestoides corti is the source of this 1599-nucleotide messenger RNA. The record is from the annotation of a GenBank genome assembly. Lineage: Eukaryota; Metazoa; Platyhelminthes; Cestoda; Cyclophyllidea; Mesocestoididae.
AUGUCUUUGCUGAGCCAGUUACCUGCACCCAGUCAACGAAUCGUAGAUGCGCAGACGUCUUUGAUAGCAAAUUCGUCUCCGGCUAUCGUUCUGAAGUCGAAAAUUCCCCCGUAUGGCUAUCGCAAAAAUUGGUGUCCACGAAAUGAAGAUGAUUUUGGCGAUGGAGGUGCGUAUCCGGAAAUACAUAUGCCGCAGUACCCUCUCGGAAUGGGUCGGCAAAAAAACGCCUCAAAUGCUCUUGUAAUGAAGACAGACAAGGAUGGCAAAGUACGAUAUGAUGAACUUGUUCGUGGGGGUCACGCUAAAGACCGGAUUGUGUAUUCUAAAUUUUCUGAUCUACUCCCGAAACCCAUCGAUGAAGAUGAUGAGGAGUUUCAGAAACCCGCAAAAGAGGUCGUUGAGGAGACAACGGAGAAAACCCGUAAGGCCCUUGAAGCACUAAUUGAACAGAAAGUUGCGGCGUCCUUACCUGUUCGAAAAGCUGAGCGGACAGGACCCGCUGAAUAUAUUAGUUACACACCUGCUCAGCAGGGACCAGCCUACAAUAGUGGAGCUCAGCAGCGUUUGGUUCGAAUGGUUGAGGCACAGCGUGACCCAAUGGAACCUCCUCGGUUCAAAAUUAAUCAAAAGAUUCCUCGGGGUCCACCAUCUCCCCCUCCGCCUUUGAUGCAUUCACCUUCUCGUAAAGUUACCGCAAAAGAACAAGCUGAAUGGAAGAUUCCACCUUGUAUAUCUAAUUGGAAAAACCCCCGAGGCUACACAAUACCCCUUGACAAACGCGUUGCUGCUGAUGGACGUGGUCUGCAAAGUGUUCACAUUAGCGAAAAUUUUGCGAAGCUUGCUGAAGCGCUCUAUACUGCUGAUCGCAAAGCCAGGGAAGCAGUUGAGUUGCGCGCGCAGAUCGAGCGGAAGGUUGCUUCAAAGGUGCGCGAACGAAAGGAAGAACAGCUUCAAAAAAUUGCAAUGGAGGCGCGCGCUGCUCGAGCUGGUCUUCGACGUGCUGGAGACGUGGAUGAUGAAUCAGGAAUCACAAGCAGAGAUCAACUCCGUCGUGAGCGCGCACGCGAUCGCGCCCACGAACGUAACCUUGGUAGAACUGGAGCCGAAGGCAAAGUACGAGGUCAACGCGACAAAGAUCGCGAUAUCAGCGAGCAAAUCGCUCUUGGGGUGCCAAACCCACGCGCGAAUACCAACUCAGAAUCCAUGUUCGACCAGCGUCUCUUUAAUCAGUCGCGUGGAAUGGACUCCGGAUUUGCAGGAGGUGAGGACGAUCUUUACAAUAUAUACGACAAGCCUUGGCGCCAGGAAUCCAAUUUUGGUUCCCGCAUAUACCGACCACGCCAGACAGAUACGGACACCUAUGGCGGCGACCUAGAAGCCUUGGGCAAGCAGAGACAAUUCGUUCCUGAGCGUGGGUUUGCCGGAGCAGACAGGAGCCACCGUCUCGAUGGUCCUGUUCAAUUUGAACGGGGCGGAGACGAUCCCUUUAACGUCAGCACCUUUCUACUUGAGGCCAAAAAGGCAGACAAAAGGCCGGGCGAUUCCGCUACGAUCUCCAACCGGGACACCACCUACCGAAAACGUGAGCGCCGCGACUAA